AUGACGUCGCCAGCAAAAUUCAAAAAGGAUAAGGAGAUCAUAGCUGAAUAUGACACUCAAGUUAAAGAGAUCCGUGCCCAAUUGGUAGAGCAGCUGAAAUGCCUUGACCAGCAGUGUGAGCUUCGGGUCCAGUUACUGCAGGACUUGCAGGAUUUCUUCCGCAAGAAGGCAGAGAUUGAGAUGGAUUACUCGAGGAAUUUGGAGAAGUUGGCUGAGAGAUUCCUGGCUAAAACUAGGAGCACCAAAGACCAGCAAUUCAAGAAGGAUCAGAAUGUGCUAUCACCAGUCAAUUGCUGGAAUCUCCUGCUAAAUCAAGUGAAGCGGGAAAGCAGGGAUCACACCACCCUAAGUGACAUCUAUCUCAACAACAUCAUCCCGCGCUUUGUCCAGGUCAGCGAAGAUUCGGGGCGCCUGUUCAAGAAGAGCAAGGAAGUGGGAUUGCAGCUCCAGGAAGACUUGAUGAAGGUCUUGAAUGAACUCUACACGGUUAUGAAAACCUACCAUAUGUACAACGCUGACAGCAUCAGUGCUCAGAGCAAACUGAAAGAGGCAGAGAAGCAGGAAGAAAAGCAGAUUGGGAAGUCGGUGAAACAAGAGGACAAGCAGACGCCACGUUCCCCGGACUCAACUUCCAAUGUCAAAUUUGAAGAAAAACAUGUUCGACGAAGCUCUGUCAAAAAAAUAGAGAAAAUGAAGGAGAAGCGCCAAGCGAAGUACACAGAAAAUAGACUGAAGGCUAUUAAGGCAAGAAACGAGUAUCUGCUAGCUCUGGAAGCCACCAACGCCUCUGUAUUCAAGUAUUACAUCCAUGACCUGUCUGAUCUCAUUGAUCAGUGUUGUGACCUGGGAUACCAUGCUAGCCUCAACAGAGCUCUGAGGACAUUCUUGUCUGCUGAGCUAAACCUGGAGCAGUCGAAGCACGAGGGUCUGGAUGCCAUUGAAAACGCCGUUGAGAACCUGGAUGCCAACAGUGAUAAGCAGCGCCUGAUGGAGAUGUACAACAAUGUCUUCUGUCCCCCCAUGAAGUUCGAGUUUCAGCCGCAUAUGGGUGAUAUGGAGUCGCAGCUAUGCGCCCAGCAGCCGGUCCAGAGUGAGUUAGUGCAGAGGUGCCAGCAACUGCAGUCUCGGUUAUCCACGCUUAAGAUUGAAAAUGAAGAGGUUAAGAAGACUAUGGAAGCUACACUCCAGACAAUCCAGGAUAUAGUCACGAUAGAGGACUUUGAUGUCUCUGACUGCUUUCAAUACAGCAAUUCUAUGGAGUCUGUAAAAUCCACUGUCUCGGAAACGUUCAUGAGCAAACCGAGCAUUGCCAAGAGACGGGCCAACCAGCAGGAGACAGAGCAGUUCUAUUUCACAAAAAUGAAGGAGUAUCUGGAAGGCAGGAACCUGAUAACAAAGCUCCAAGCCAAACACGACCUUCUGCAGAAGACCCUGGGAGAAAGUCAGCGGACUGACUGCUCCCUUGCCAGCGGCCGGCGCAGCUCCACCAUAAGGAAGCAGGAUUCCUCACAAGCCAUUCCCCUGGUGGUGGAGAGCUGCAUACGAUUCAUUAGCAGACAUGGUUUGCAGCACGAAGGGAUAUUCAGAGUGUCUGGGUCACAAGUUGAAGUAAAUGACAUAAAAAAUGCAUUUGAGAGAGGGGAAGACCCACUGGCUGGGGACCAGAAUGACCAUGACAUGGAUUCGAUAGCAGGAGUUCUGAAGCUCUAUUUUCGAGGGCUGGAGCACCCUCUCUUCCCCAAGGAUAUCUUUCAUGAUCUGAUUGCCUGUGUCACAAUGGAUAAUCUACAAGAGAGAGCGCUCCACAUCCGCAAAGUGCUUCUGAACCUGCCGAAGACCACUCUGAUUGUAAUGAGAUACCUCUUUGCAUUCCUCAGUCAUUUAUCUCAGUUCAGUGAAGAGAACAUGAUGGAUCCCUACAAUUUAGCCAUCUGCUUUGGGCCAACACUGAUGUCUGUGCCUGAAGGUCAUGAUCAAGUCUCUUGCCAAGCUCAUGUCAAUGAAUUGAUCAAAACCAUCAUCAUCCAACAUGAGAACAUCUUCCCAGGACCAAGGGAGCUGGAGGGUCCAGUCUAUAGCAGAGGUGGAAACACUGAGGAUUACUGUGAAAGUCCUCACGGAGAGAGAGCCUCAACAGAAGACUCGGUUCAGGACGUUACGGCUGAACACCACACCAGUGAUGAUGAAUGUGAGCCCAUAGAAGCAAUAGCGAAGUUCGACUACAUUGGCAGGACUGCACGAGAGCUGUCCUUUAAAAAAGGAGCUUCUCUCUUACUCUAUCAGCGGGCCUCAGAUGACUGGUGGGAGGGACGCCACAAUGGAAUUGACGGCCUUAUUCCUCAUCAGUAUAUCGUCGUUCAAGACACUGAGGAUGGUGUCUCUGAAAGAUCCAGUCCGAAGUCUGAAAUAGAAAUAAAUUCUGAGCCACCGGAAGAAAAAGUGACUGCUAGAGCUGGUGCCAGUUGCCCAAGUGGGGGUCACGUCGCAGAUAUUUACCUUGCAAACAUCAACAAGCAAAGAAAGAAACCAGAGUCAGGCAGCAUCAGAAGAGCCUUCCGUCAAAGUGACAGCCAUGGACUAGGUAGCUCAAUGGCAGAACCAGCCUCCCCAGGAGCCAUAGCCGGUUCCAGACCCUCAUCUCAGCCCAUUAUGAGCCAAAGUCUUCCUAAGGACGUUCCAGAUAAAUGCUCCAUCAGUGGCCACGGCAGCCUCAAUUCUAUCAGCCGACACUCGUCUCUGAAGAACAGGAUAGACAGCCCUCAGAUCCGGAAAACUGUGACAGCCGGGAGGUCCAAGAGCUUCAACAACCACCGGCCCAUGGACCCUGAAGUUAUUGCACAGGAUAUUGAAGCUACUAUGAACUCUGCUCUGAACGAGCUGCGGGAGCUGGAAAGGCAAAGCAGCGUAAAGCACACGCCAGAUGUUGUCCUCGACACCCUGGAGCCUUUGAAAACGUCUCCAGUGGUGGCCCCCACCUCUGAACCUUCCAGCCCUCUGCACACUCAGAUCCUCAAGGACACUGAACCGGCUUUCCAGCGCAGCGCCAGCACAGCCGGCGACAUACCCUGCACCUUCAGGCCAGUGAAGUCGGUCAAAAUGGCCACCCAGGUGAAACCUCCGGCAACUCGGCCGAAGCCUACAGUUUUCCCCAAAACAAACGCCACGAGCCCCGGCGUCGCCUCCUCUGCAUCUCAGCAGCCUACUGACAAGUCCUGUACUGUCUGA
Charadrius vociferus (killdeer) is the source of this 3225-nucleotide messenger RNA. RefSeq names its product SLIT-ROBO Rho GTPase activating protein 2 (gene SRGAP2). NCBI's taxonomy places the organism in Eukaryota, Metazoa, Chordata, Aves, Charadriiformes, Charadriidae. The transcript has 22 exons. Gene Ontology annotation, molecular function: protein binding. Gene Ontology annotation, biological process: signal transduction; negative regulation of cell migration. Gene Ontology annotation, cellular component: cytoplasm. The record is from RefSeq and is a predicted model, not a curated record. Bases 1 to 3225 code for a protein of 1074 amino acids.